AUGUCGGCAAACUAUCUGAAUAACUUUUUUGCCAAGUCAAGCGCUGUAGCAUAUCACAAACAACAUGCAUCAACAUGGAGCAAGGCCUUCACUGUCGAUUUUAGAGGCCCCGAUGACUACGUGAAGGAGCUGGACCGUCCAUUAAAUCAAAUGGCCAGCAGCGGCAAUACAACGACUUACUUCAACUGCGUGACCAUCGUCCAAUCUUCCGGCUACGGCAAAACAAGAACCAUUCUUCAACUCGCACAUUGGCGGCCUCUAAUAUAUAUAUGCUUUCGAAAGGACGACUCCAGUGAAUACCCUGCUGCCCACUCCUCAAAGAUCGGUAUACACGGACAGGAGUCCGAACACGCGAACGCCUUUGUUCCAGAUUGGACAGUACAAUACGGGGGAUGGGGGGAGAUCGUGAUAUCGAAAUCGUACUAUGACACUCCCGAAACUGAUUCUGCCAGUGGCAUCAAUAACCGGUUCAUACUCCUCCAUGGGCUCAAUCCAUUAAGCUCCGUGAAGCAAAGAGGAAAUUUUUUUCAGAGUUUUUUGCGCACAUCGAAUGAUCCAACUCGAAUAUGCAAGGAGAAUGAGCAAGAAUUCUUGUUCCGUAUGACGCCCUGCGAGUAUGCUGAUCAUAAUAAGAAAAAGAUCAUUUCCUUUAGAACAGAUGUUGCCAAGAAACCCCGCAAAAACAGAAACAAGAAACGCGAAAAUCUAAUGACUAAAAAUCAGGCAACAUAUCGCGAAGCAAUAAUAAUACUAAUGGCCAGCUGA
Messenger RNA from Paraglomus occultum, 765 nucleotides. The record is from the annotation of a GenBank genome assembly. NCBI's taxonomy places the organism in Eukaryota, Fungi, Glomeromycota, Glomeromycetes, Paraglomerales, Paraglomeraceae.